Melampsora larici-populina 98AG31 is the source of this 621-nucleotide messenger RNA. RefSeq lists its product as uncharacterized. Lineage: Eukaryota; Fungi; Basidiomycota; Pucciniomycetes; Pucciniales; Melampsoraceae. The transcript is spliced from 5 exons. The record is from RefSeq and is a predicted model, not a curated record. The coding region runs from base 1 to 621 and encodes 206 amino acids.
AUGUCUGGAGAUUUAAACAAAACUACCGGUCAUGGAGUUUACUUUUCUGGCAACUUUGAAAUUGAGGAACAGGUUUCAACUGAUUUGAAACAAAAGGCUGAAUACAGGACCUAUGCCAUCUCUAUAAAUUGUGGUGGUGCCGAUGGAGGCGAACCCACACGAUACGAAAUCAGGGCACUUGGAUAUGGCCCAGAUGGAGAAGCUGUCAAGACCAUUGUAGCUACUGUAAAACACACGGAUUACCACCCCUCGGUGAACAGAGCUUCAACUACCUUGGGGCAUCAAGACCCCAGCGAGUUUGCUGAGAAGAGGAUCAAAAUCGAAGGAAGCGGUGAAGCGUCCGGCCGUCCGAAGCCAAAGAAGUUUGUACCAAAAUCUGUAACUGCGCCAUUCAAGUCGCCAAUCGUUCCAGCGGGGCUUGCCUCUACCAUAGAGGCUGAGCCUGCGGACUUUCCACAAGCUCCACCUUCCCCUACUGGUAGUGACUAUGUCGGUCCGCCUGGACAAGCCCCAGUGAGCAAAAAGAGGCCUAAUACAGCUGCCGCCAAACCAAGGGUCCGAGCACGCCCUGCACGAAGGACAUCGAGUACCUCAACCCUUGACUUGACUACUCAAGAAUAA